GCGUAUUGAGAUGUUGCUGUUCUUUUGCACCAUUUUUGGAGGAUUCAUUUCCUAAAGCCAUUGCCUCAUAACACAGGCCUACUGUGAGGCUUUUUAAGACCCCAUUAGGGGCAGUAACGUUAUCGUUUUCAGAGCAAAGAUGAGUCUCUCUUCCUCGACCUGCGGUGUACAAGACGUAUCCUCCUCGAGUAGGCUGUAUAGUUCAUUCAGCUGUAUUUUACUUCCUUUACUCCGUGUCCAAGUCAAUUCCACGUUCUUAUGAUUGGGUGGAUUUGUGGUUCCGCUUGAAUGUACCGCGUGGAGAUUUGCUGCGGAGUGGCUUACGCCAUCCAACUAGACUUGAUUUGUAAUGUUCAUUCUGUAUAUGUCGAGCAGGCGCCCAUUGCGUGCGAAGUAGCGGUGUAGCAGUGUUCACAGAGCAGAAGAGAGAGAGAGAGAGAGAGAGAGAGAGAGAGAGAGAGAGAGAGAGAGAGAGAGAGAGAGAGAGAGAGAGAGAGAGAGGACAAGUAUUUUCGCCUAUUUUUGCUUACAUCAUCCAACUAGACUUGAUUUGGAAUGUUCAUUCUGUACAUAUAGAGCAGGCGCCCAUUGGGUACGAAGUAGCGGUGUUCACAGAGCAGGAGAGAGAGAAAGAGAGAAAAAGACAGACGAGUACUUCCGCAGAAAUCUUGUGUGUGCAUCAUUACAAACUCAGCGCCCUGCACUUCUGUGGAAAUUAUUGCAUGCGUAAAGCAUAUCCUCCUGCACUGGACUGGCCUCAAGAGGGAAGGCGGAACGGGACGGCAUCAGUGGAAAUACUAUCUGAAAGCUCCAUUUGCCUUACUUCGUUUUACAAUUGCCAGCAGUCACCGUCACAGCUGCCUAUUUAUGAGGACUGGGAUCGCGAUCACAGGGACCGUUGGAGGAAUCUCACUUUAGUCGUUUGAUUCAUAGACUGAUCACUAUAAUCUCUGCAAUAGCCUAGUUUUCUGGACUGCUUGUACAAUUUAUUUGUACACAGUAGCCCAAGCUUAGCCCUAGUUGCCCAUACCAUUUUUAAAAAAUCGACCAGACAUCCGUUUCAACCAUUACUCUGAAAAGGGAUAAACGAGGGACGAUGGUGAACCCUGGAGGCAGCAGCCAGCCCCCUCUGGUAGGAGCAGGGUCCCUGUACUGGAAGAGGUGUGCAGGCUGCGGGGGGAAAAUAUCUGACCGCUUCCUCCUCUACACCAUGGACAGCUACUGGCACAGCCGAUGCCUCAAGUGCUCCUGCUGCCAGGCUCAGCUGGGGGAGAUAGGCACCUCCUGUUACACUAAGAGGGGCAUGAUCCUCUGCAGAAACGACUACAUCAGGUUAUUUGGGAACAGUGGGGCGUGCAGUGCUUGUGGUCAGUCCAUUCCCUCCAGUGAACUGGUCAUGAGGGCACAAGGCCAGGUGUACCAUCUCAAGUGUUUCACGUGUUCUACCUGUCGGAACCGGCUGGUCCCAGGCGACAGGUUCCACUAUAUCAACGGCAGUCUGUUCUGUGAACACGACAGACCCACAGCACUCAUCAAUGGGCAUUUGAGUUCACUGCAGACGAACCCACUACUGCCCGACCAGAAGGUGUGUUAGGAGGGAGGUGUGCAAGAAGCAUGUCGCGUGCCUUCAUUUUGCCCUCAGCCAUUGUCACCCAAGACUUUUUCAGAUCACCAUCCUGCCCCUCUGGCCCUGCCCCCAGGCCCCCGUGCUUUCCAGGCCCCCAGACUCUUACCUGAGCCCCCAGGCAACCUCUUCAAUCUACCAAUACCACUGCUUCUCUCAGAACAAUACUCACCCGAGCCCCCACCCCUACUCCCCUUUACGGGCGGAUACCCUUGUGCACAUGAUGCACCUGAGAUGUGAUUCUGACCCUGGACUAAAAAGUGACUUUAUCAGAACUGGAGGGACAUAAAGAAAGAUGAGAAGAGGAACUGAGCUGAGGACGGAUGGACAAAAAUAGAGAUAGAGAGAGAGAGAGGAAAAUACAAAUUAAGCUAAUCAAGUUGCAGUUGUUUUUCAAAUCUGUAGACAGCAUCACAUUUGUUUUUUAAAAAGUAUUGGGGAAAGAAACUACUGUCUCCUUUUUAUUUGUUUGUUCCUAUGUUUCUUUUCUAUCCUCCUUUACUUACAACAUGGGUAUUUCCUCGUUCCAUAUUUUAAGGGAAUGUGUUUCGAUUUCAGUGGUAUAUAAAAGAAGACUGGGUUAAGAAGUAUCCGUGGCUUAUUUGUGGAAAACAAAAAUCAUGAUGAGCACUCUUGGUGUAUUUGUAAAACUACCAUGUAUUUCUGCCUGUAAAUGUUUCUGUCCCGACAUGGCUACAGCACAUUCUACUCCUGACACACAGCCUAAAGGACGAGACACACCGUGCUGACCAACGGCUAAAAGCAGUGGGUGGCCGCAGUUUGUUAGCAAUCACCUGCUGGGUGUUGAUGAACGGUAGCGAUUCAACAUGUAGAAUCGUCGGAAAAUGAAAAGGAAAUGAUGACCGAUGUUCUGGUCAGAGGCGAUAGGACGGCCAUCCGCUGCUUUUAUCCGUUUGUCGGCACAAUGUGUUUUGUUCUUAACCCCUAUUCCUCUCCUCUCAAAACAAACCGGGACCCAUAGCUAAACAAAAUAAAGAUACUCAUAGUUAGCAAUGUAGAGAUUUUCACCAACCCUAUAAGUCAUUUGCUCCAGUAUGGUGUAUUUCAUUAAUACAAAAAAUUAAGAUAAAGAAAAGUUUCUUCAACUUCCUGCUGGCAGUUAUUCACUUUAUUUUACCCAUGCCGUGUCCAACUUCAUUAAUAGCUGAUAACAUUUUACUCCUGGCAGUUUGCCAGUGAUGAAAAUGACUGAAAUUGGCUUGAACUUCUGUACACACAGUAUACUUUAUUCGUUUUGUGUUUUAGUCCUUCAAUUUACUAUAUGUCUAGGGGGAUUACAUUUCGUAUUACACUAUAAUUGAUCCAUUAUUGUCAUCCUUUUUGUUAUUUGAUUACAUUUCCAAAGCUAAUUUAUUUUAGCAACCCUCCUUUCAGUCCAAAAGCAAGGGGGUAAUAACUACAUUGAAUCUCAUUCAGCAUCCAGGUACUCCUCUCUUUCAUGCUAGUUCUUCAUUAUGUAACUGCUCACAUUAGUAAUAUUGAAAAAAGCAGUAGUAGUUUCCAGCAUAGCAAUUAGCUGUUCUGAUGACGAGGAGCAUCUAAAUGAACUGAAAAUGGAUAACCAUGUAUUUUAUCUCUUUCCUGAUCAAAUGAACAUUUUCUAUUCAUCAACCCUAAUGCCUGGUGGAAGUGGAGGAAAAUGUCCCUUUGAAGAUUCAAUUACUGCCAAGACAGAGAGAAAGUGAGAGAGGGAAUGGAGAGGGAAAGGUGUCUGUCCUUGGCGGGCACAAAUUGAAUGGGCUAUUUGCAAAAAAAAUGGUGUUUGAAGUCAUUGUAAGACCUAAUGUGUCUGAGGAAGGAAGGAGCCCAGUAAUGGCCAACAUGCUGCCAUGCUUAUCCACAGUGGUUGUGUCCCAAAUUGCACCCUAUUCCCUAUAUAGUGCUUUUGACCAGGGCCCAUAGGGCUUUGAGUCAGUAGUGCACUAUUAAGAAAAUAGGGUGCCAUUUGGGACGCAUUCCUACUGUCCAGACAGUGACAGUCACAGCUAGUACAUUCACACUGGUGCCAGUCGUCUAGCCUCGGGGUAUAAGGAUGUGACUUCAGUUACCAAAAUAGUCAAAUAAGUAAUUGAAGUAAUGAAAGAGGCCCUUUUUCAAAACUGGCUUUAGGUAUUUUUUAUUCUGUCUCGGAAUUUUGAUUCUCUCUCUCUGUUUUCUCUCGUAUUCUUUCUCUCUCUCUCUCUCUCUCUCUCUCUCUCUCUCUCUCUCUCUCUCUCUCUCUCUCACUCCCACACAAUCUACGUUGCAGAAAUCUAGGUGAACUCAGAGAAAAACUGAACUGACCUCUAUCACAUAUAAUGGUUUGCCACUUGCAGUCAAAUGCUAAAAACAUGUUUUCCUUUAUGAAAUAUGUUGUUAGAACAGGUGUAGCAAUGUUGUCUUUCCUUCUCACUGAAAAGCAUCCAAAAUCUAAAUCACCACUGUUUCAAGCUCUCUCAGACAUUGAUUUAACAGAACGCCUGUACUUUCAAUUGCAAUAAAACAUAGAGGAGGCCAGUCUUGACUCAAACCAGGAGUUGUUGGAGUUUUGUUGGAGGUUAGGCAAGAACACAAUAUUUACCCAUGGUGUCAUUCGAGUUCCCAUUUUACUUGCUGAGCAAGUGAGUCAGUUAUACAGU
Molecule: messenger RNA, 4263 nt
Organism: Coregonus clupeaformis (lake whitefish)
Lineage: Eukaryota; Metazoa; Chordata; Actinopteri; Salmoniformes; Salmonidae
Product: LIM domain transcription factor LMO4-like
Exons: 5
Coding region: 1097-1594 (165 amino acids)
Source: RefSeq, a predicted model, not a curated record